CGUCAAAGUCGAAAGUGAGUUACUCUGUUCUGUUGAAAUUUUCAAGCAAAGUGGGUACAUAGAUUUCAAAACACCCAAUUUAAUAAUUGAAAUAAAACACCCAGAAUUAUGUCGGCUGUUUUAAACAACGCCUUUAAAAGGUACUUGCAGACAUCAGCCAAGCGGGCUGCUCAGGUUACAGGACCGUCUGCUGUGUCCGGAGUUCACGAAGGUGGUUAUCAAGUAUGGAAAAAGCUCUUUUACUUUGUGGCUUGUCCUUCCAUAAUCCUGUGUGCGGUGAACUGCUAUUUAACCCAUAUGGAGCAUGCGGCUCAUCCACAUGAAAGAAAAUUUGUUAAAUAUGAAUAUAUGGCCGUACGCACAAAACCUUUCCCAUGGGGUGAUGGAAACCACUCCCUAUUCCACAAUCCAAAAGUCAAUGCUCUACCAACUGGCUAUGAAGAGUAGACAAGAGGAUUAAGCUUUUAUGGGUAGUUUAAUAAAUAUUGUUUUAAUUAUAUUAUUAUAAUGUAUCAGUAUCUUGGAAAAAAAAAAACAUUUUUUUGUUAGUGUAUAAAA
This is a messenger RNA of Anthonomus grandis grandis, 558 nucleotides long. RefSeq names its product cytochrome c oxidase subunit 6A2, mitochondrial-like. Gene Ontology annotation, molecular function: enzyme regulator activity. Gene Ontology annotation, biological process: mitochondrial electron transport, cytochrome c to oxygen. Gene Ontology annotation, cellular component: mitochondrial inner membrane. The coding region runs from base 109 to 447 and encodes 112 amino acids. NCBI's taxonomy places the organism in Eukaryota, Metazoa, Arthropoda, Insecta, Coleoptera, Curculionidae. The transcript has 2 exons. The record is from RefSeq and is a predicted model, not a curated record.